Molecule: messenger RNA, 1442 nt
Organism: Populus euphratica (Euphrates poplar)
Lineage: Eukaryota; Viridiplantae; Streptophyta; Magnoliopsida; Malpighiales; Salicaceae
Product: (R,S)-reticuline 7-O-methyltransferase-like
Exons: 3
Coding region: 142-1200 (352 amino acids)
Molecular function (GO): protein dimerization activity; O-methyltransferase activity
Source: RefSeq, a predicted model, not a curated record
CAAUUAUACUUAUGUAUUACAAACAUAACCAGAAAAAAAUAAAUUGCAUUUUACCUGCUGGCCCCGUCUAUAAAUUGUACUAUUAUCUCACAAGCUUUUGGAGGGUGAACUUAGGCUUGUUGGGAAAAACAGAAGCUGAGAAUGGCAUCACAAGAGGCAGAGGCAAUGUUAAAAAGCCAAGUUGAAAUAUCGCAACUCGUGCUUGGUUUUGCUGAUUCUAUGGCUUUGAAGUGUGCGGUCGAGCUUCGACUGGCAGAUAUAAUAAAUUCUCACGGUCGUCCAAUCUCUCUGUCCCAAAUAGCUUCAGGUAUUAACUCACCUAGCCCGGACAUUUCUUAUCUUGCUCGUAUCAUGAGAUAUGUGGUCAGAAAAGACAUUUUUAGUGCACACCCCCCAUCAGAUGGAGGCGAAACACUCUUUGGGCUGAAUCAAAAAUCAAGAAUGCUAAUGCAUGACUCUGAACGAAGCCUCGUUCCUAUAUUAACCAUACAACACAGUCCAUGGCUCCAAGCACCGUGGCAUUGCUUGAGCCAAUGUAUCAAAGAAGGUGGAACCUCUUUUUCGAAGGCUCAUGGCUGUGAACUGUGGGAUUUUUCUUCUCGAAAUCCUGAGGCCAGUAGGAUUUUCAAUGAGGCCAUGGCAUGCACAUCAAAGAUCACGAUGACGGCAAUUUUAUCACAUUACAAAGAUGGUUUCAACAACAUUAGAUCAUUGGUGGAUGUUGGUGGUGGUAUUGGAGGACAUGUAGCAGAGUUUGCCAGGGCCUACCCACACAUUAAAGGAAUAAACUUGGAUCUGCCACAUGUUGUAGCAACAGCACCAAAAUAUGAAGGAGUUUCCCAUGUUGCAGGAAAUAUGUUUGAGGCUAUUCCUAAUGCUGAUGCAAUUUUCAUCAAGCGGAUAUUGCAUGAUUGGACCGAUGAAUCAUGCGUUGAAAUUUUGAGAAAUUGCAAGAAAGCAAUACCUGAAAAAACUGGAAAGCUUAUCAUAGUUGAUAUAGUUCUACAAACAGAUGAUCAUUGUGAUAAAUUUGAUGAUAUAAGAAUGGGAAUGGAUUUAGUGAUGUUUGCAGUGACCACUGGUGGGAAGGAGAGAACUGAGCAAGAAUGGAAGAAAUUAUUAGAGGAAGGAGGCUUCUCUCGCUAUAAAAUCAUCAAGAUUCCAGCUUUGGAAUCUAUUAUCGAGGCUUAUCCAGAGUGAAAUAUCAAUUUGUUAUAGUCAUAAUAAUAUCUUAAAUAAGUAAACUACGCCUGCGAUGCAGCAGUCAAUAAUAAUAUUAGGCAUAAUAAUCCGAGCCAUGUAACGCCUUUCCCUAAACUGUAUUCAUAGAUUAUUAAAGCUUUAUAAUAUAUUAUUGAUUAUGAUGGUCGCUUGUGGUUGUAAUCUAUAGAAACUAGAUGAUUAUAUAUAUGUUUUAUAGUAAAGGAGGUAUUUUUGGAUUA